UUUCGGUAACCCCUCUAAGGCUCUAAUUCUCGAGCAGAAAGCGAAAGAGAGUGAGAGAGGAGGCUGUAAGAAUGUUGAAGUUCCUCUCAAGGGUUCGGAUCGAGUUCAAUGCGUUAGACCCACGCACAGCGUCGUGCAUGGAGUUCUUGGCGCAGUGCAAUGCGCGCAAGGCCAAAGAGUCCAACGCCGCUUGUCAAGUCCAGGUGAAGCGCCGAACCGACGACCACCCGCCCCAGAUCACCGUCACUUUCGUCAACGGGGUUGAGGAGGUCUUCGACGCCACAUCCACCCCGGCCCAGACCAUAAGGAACAUGAUUCUCGAAAAGGGUCAGCUCCUCGAGACCGAGCAAAUGUUCCGAGAGGCUGGCGAGGCCUGGCCCGUUAUGAUCCCUGAGGAGGAGCUCCACCAACUCGCCCCCGGUACCAAGCCAAGGAAAGCAGAAGAGAAGAAGCAGUAACUGUAUCUUGUCUGAUCUACAAUCUACUUGUUGCUUGGGAUCAUUAUGGAGAGUUGUCAGAUUUGCUACACUGUAAUUGAACAUUUCAUUUUUUAUAAGAAAAUGCCGCACGUGAGACAGGAUUUUGAACUAUGCCUUGUUUUGUACUGAUAGCAUGUUUGUUGUGCUUCACCAUGGAGGCAUUGGGUGUGUCGGGUUGAUUUAAUUGAAUCCUUGCUGCAUGAUUUUGUGGAUGUUUAUAAAUCUUUUUACUUCUUUUAUUCA
Alnus glutinosa is the source of this 722-nucleotide messenger RNA. RefSeq lists its product as uncharacterized. The transcript has 2 exons. The coding region runs from base 72 to 458 and encodes 128 amino acids. The record is from RefSeq and is a predicted model, not a curated record. NCBI's taxonomy places the organism in Eukaryota, Viridiplantae, Streptophyta, Magnoliopsida, Fagales, Betulaceae. Gene Ontology annotation, cellular component: mitochondrial large ribosomal subunit.